This is a messenger RNA of Alosa sapidissima (American shad), 6933 nucleotides long. RefSeq names its product retinitis pigmentosa 1-like 1 protein. Gene Ontology annotation, biological process: photoreceptor cell development; retina development in camera-type eye; axoneme assembly. NCBI's taxonomy places the organism in Eukaryota, Metazoa, Chordata, Actinopteri, Clupeiformes, Clupeidae. Gene Ontology annotation, cellular component: axoneme. The transcript has a single exon. Bases 1 to 6933 code for a protein of 2310 amino acids. The record is from RefSeq and is a predicted model, not a curated record.
AUGGAACAAACCGAUACAAGAGCAGCAACAGCAGAAACCCAAAGCCGAAAGUCAAAUGGACCUCUGGAUUGUAACAGAAGUGAAAAAAGUAUUUCACGGCACAAGGGGGGCGAUGUCUCUGAGCUGGUUCCAUCCAACUUGCCGAAUGCAUCGCCCAAUGAGGUUGUGAAUGAGUGGCUGAAGAAAAUUCCAUCAGACAGUGCUCUUUAUGAUGUAGGUGAAGAGUUGCAUGAAAAUGGCAAUGAUGCAGAACAUCAGAACACAUCCCAUGAGCCCUCACCAAAUGAAAGAGUAGAUGUGGCUGAGGAGGCUGCUGACAAUGCUAAGUCUGAGGCAAAUAGUGACAUAGAUGAAGCUCAAGAGGUACAAACAAAGAGUUCUGUAAAGGCAGACAAUGAACCUGUUGCUGAGGCACCUCAGGAGUCCGAGACAGCAAAUGCCAAAGAUGAUACUACCGUCCCCUCUCCUCCAAGAGAGGAAGAAGUUGCAAAGGGGUUCCACUCCUCUGUUCAAGUGAUGAAAGUUCUGCUAAGCCCUAAACUUGACAGAUGCCAAAGUUUACCUGAGGUGUCUCCAGUGUAUGGACGGAAGCUGAGCUCCUCUGCUAGGGGACUCCUUGAUUGCCUUGCAAACCUGCAGCUGAUAGACUUCGACCCCAGUGACAAAACUGGAAAAGAUGCCAGGUAUAAGGAGCUGAUGAAUAUCCUUCAGUCACUUUGGCUUUGUGACCCAUCUGACAAUGACCAGAGAAUAAAACUAAAAGGUAAAAUCAGAAACAGAUCAGUAGAUGAAGAGUUCAAUCACAGAUCAUCUUCAGGUGUAGAUGUCAGUAGUGGUUCCACAGGUUCAGGGAAGAGUAUUACUGCUCAAGAUCAAAACUCCCCAGCUAAUGCAGGAGAUGCAGCCACAGAUGUUCCUACAACUGCACAGGAGGCUAAAGAGACUGAAGAUGAAGAAGAACUAGAAGUGACCAAAUCUGACCAGGCAACACCAGACAUAGCCACUCGGGUCCAACAAAGUCCUGAGGUAGACAUUGACAUUGAGAAACAAAAUGAGGAUGAUGUACCCUCAGAUGACACUAUAAGAAGCAAUGACAGCCCAAGAGAAAUUCCAGAAUCACCUCAAUCCUCCAACAAAAGCUCAGGAAAUGAGAGCAGUGCUAAACCUCAGGAGGAAACUGAAACAGACCCUCAAGAGGAAACAAGUUCUGGUUCACCUCCAUCAGUCCAUAGAGCCCAGUUGACAAAAAGGGUUUCUCUAGACCCUGAUCCCAUAUGGGUGCUAAAUCUUUUGAGCAAGUUACAGAAACAGUUCAUGGCACAUUAUGUUGAUGCUAUGAAAGAAUUCAAGCUGCGAUGGAAUUUGGAAGGAAAUAUGCAAAUUGACUCAAUGAUCAGUGAACUGGAAGAUGAGGUUCACAGGAGAAUACAAACAAGCAUUGACAGAGAGCUCAGGAAAAUACAAGGACGUGCUGGAAGGCCAAGACCACCAAGGGAGGCAUUGUCGAGAGAAUCAACGGCCCAAGCUGAACAGAGACGCAGACGACUGAAAGUCAUGCGCAACCAGUCAGUUGAUGCACAGAUUGCAAAAAGUGAUGAUGAUUGUGCUGCCACUGGGACUGAUUUCAGCGACCAGCGCAGUGAUGAUGAAUACUGCCCAUGUGACACAUGCGUGCAGAAAAAAUUGCAGAAAGCAGAAAUUUUGCCAGCAGAAAUUUUCAACUCUGCUCCAGUGAUGAUGGACUUUGACCUAAGAAAAAUUCUGCAGUUGAAAAAGGAUACUCCGACUACUGGCAAAGACAAUAACGUAGAAGAGCCUGAGAGAGAAAUCAAAACCAAUGCAAAUGAAAACCAAGAUGAAAGUCAUUUCCUUGAACCUCUGAAAGAGGAGGAAGAGAUGGAUGAGUCAGAGGAGGCAAAGGAGGAACUUAAAGCUCCAACAAAUGUUCCAGUGUGGAGGAACUUUGACCUAAGACAAAUUCUGCAGCUGAAAAAGGAUGCUUUGACUACUGGCAAAGAUAGUAAAGUAGAAGAGAGUGAGAGUGAAAUCAGAGCCAGUGAAGGUGAACCCCUGAAACAGGAGAAUGAGACAGAGGAGGCAAAGGAGGAACUAAAAGCUCCAACAAAUGCUUCAGUGAUGAUGAACUUUGACCUAAGAAAAAUCCUGCAGCUGAAAAAGAAUGCUCUGACUACAGGCCAAGAUAAUAAAGUAGAAGAGAGUGAGAGAGAAAUCAAAGCCAGUGAAGGUGAACCCCUGAAACAGGAGAAUGAGACAGAGGAGGCAAAGGAGGAACUAAAAGCUCCAACAAAUGUUUCAGUGAUGAUGAACUUUGACCUAAGAAAAAUCCUGCAGCUGAAAAAGAAUGCUCUGACUACAGGCCAAGAUAAUAAAGUAGAAGAGAGUGAGAGAGAAAUCAAAGCCAGUGAAGGUGAACCCCUGAAAGAGGAGAAAGAGAUAGAUGAGACAGAGGAGGCAAAGGAGGAACUCAGAGCUCUAACAAAUGAAGAGAAGAGAGAUGAAGUGGAAGUUUGCAAAGAUGUCAUUGAGGAGCCUGGCAAUGAGGUAGAGGAAUGUAAGGAUGAUGUGGAAGUGACUCAAGGUGAGGCAGGUGUUGGCAAUGAUGAGAGUAAAAAUCUAAAGAAGAAACAUGGUUCAAAGCUAGUGCCCCGUGCAGAAUUUAUGGCUUCAAAGGGAAACCAAGGUUUUGCAAACAUAUGCAUGUAUGUCAUGGAUAUUUCAACAUUCAAACAGAUCAUGGAAGAGCAGGAAGAAGCAGAGCGCAUAUUCAAUCAGGAAGAGGCUAAAAAAGAGAAAGAAGCAGAAGAUAAGAUCAAACAAGCUGCAGAGGAUGGGCCUGCCUUAGAUGCUGAAGUGACUGAGAGGGCUGAGAAAGCUACUGUGUCUGAAUUAGAGGAGGCUAAAGUAGCAGAGAUUGAAAAAGAUGAUGAACAAUCUGGUGGACAUAAGAAAAAGACUACAAAGCUAAUGGACAUCCCAACAUUCCUCAGACUAACAGCAGACGAAGGUGCAGAUGAUCUCAAAAGUUCUCAGGAGGAAGAGGAGGAUGAGAAGGGAAUGGAGAUUAAAGAUGAGAAAAUAGAGGAGGCAGAAGAAGGAUUUGAGGAAGCUAUUGAGCCCAAAGUGACUAAAGAAGCUGAAGAGGCUGAUAAACCUGUUUCAGAGACUGCUGUCAUAGCAGAAACUGAGGAAAAAGACCAACAAGAGAAACCUGAGGGGCAAAAGACAAAGCCUACAAAGCUGAUGGACAUUCCAACAUUCCUCAGACUCACUGCAGAAGAAGGCGCAGAUGAUCUCAAAAGUUCUCAGGAGGAUGAGGAAGGAUUUGAAGCAGAGGAUAUCAAAGAUACAGAAGAGGGACCUGAGGAAGAUGUUGAGGCUGAAGUGGAUGAAGAAGUUGAGACUGCUGAGGUAGCAGAUACUACAAAUGAAGAUGAAGAAGAGAAGCCUACAGGACAAAAGACAAAGCUUAUGGACAUUCCAACAUUUCUCAGACUCACUGCAGAAGAAGGCCAAGAUGAUCUCAAAAGUUCACAAGAAGGUGAUGACGAGGAGGGAACAGAGAUUGAGAACAAGGAAUAUGUGGAAGCUGAAUCUGGGGAAGAUGAAGAACCUGAAGUGGCUGCUGAAGCUGAAAUUGAGGCAGAUGAAGUAGCAGAAACUGAUAAUGAAAAGACAGAUAAUGAUGGUAUAUCGAAGGCAGAAAGUCCAAGAAAACCUGUCACUAAGCUCAUGGACAUUCCAACUUUUCUGAGACUCACAGCAGAAGAAAGCCCAUGUGAACUUGAAACCUCUGAUGCAGAUGAAGAAGGAGAUGAAGAAGAGGAGGAUGAAAAUGGUGAACAUGGUGCAGCUGCUGAAGUGUGUUCUGAAGCAGCAGAAACGGAAAAUCAAGAUGAGACUGAGUCACCUCAGUCAAAAAGGGAAGCAAAACCUGUGAAGAAGAAGCUCAUGGACAUUCCCACUUUCCUCAGACUUACAGCAGAUGAAAGUGCAUGUGACCUCGAAAGCUCUGAGGAAGAAGAAGGCAAGGAGAGGAUUGAUGAAGAGGAAGCAGAAGAUGCACAUAGCGAUGAGGAAGAAGAUGCUGAAGCUAAACAUCAGUCUGUAGAAGACAAACCUGAACCAGCAGAGGAAGAAGGAACUGCAGAUGAGUAUGCAGCUGAAAAAGAUACUGACCCCGAUGAAGAAGAGAGGGCCAAUAAAGAUUCUGAAGUUCCUGAAACAGCUGAUGAAGACACAGAACAAGCUGAGACAGCUGAUGAAAAAGAGACCACAGAUGCUCAAACGGCUGAUGAGGAAGAUACAGCUCCAUCUGAAACUGAAAAUGAAGUCUCAAUUCAGGGUGAAUCAGCAGAGGAUGGAGAAACUGGAGAAGGAAGCACUUCAGACGAGGUGGAAACAGUCCUUGCUAAAAUACCUGAGGAAAGAGAAACUGCUGAUGAUGAAACAGCACCGGGUGAAAGUGCAGCUGAAGACAAAGAACCAGAGACAGGAGCAGAAGAAGAGGAAGAGGACUGUACCAAAGCUCCGUCAGUAAAAGAGUCUGAAGCUGAUGAAGAUGAACUGAAACAAAAGCACUCAGUCGAGGAGGAAGGCAAGACUAGAGCAGAGACUGCUGAAGAUGGAGAAACAGCAGAUGGUGAUGAAGCAGAUACUGCUGACGAUGGUGAAACAGCUGUAAGUGAGACAGCUGAUGAUGAAGGUGAAACAACUGAAGAUGAAAAAGUUGAGGUUGAGAAGCCAGAAGAUGGAGAAUCUGCAAAGGGUGAAAGUGAUGAAGAUGACAAAGAUGACAAUGAGACAGUUGAAGAUGAAAAAGUGCCUGAAGCUGGUGCAACCGAAGAUGAAGAGGCUGAUGAAGAGGCAGAAGAUGGAGAAACGUCUAAAGAUGAGGCGGCCAGAGGUGGAGAAACAACUGAAGAUGAAAAAGCUGAUGAAGGUGAACUGAAACAAGAGCAAUCAGUCGAGGAGGAAGACAAGGCUAGAGCAGAUACUGCUGAUGAUGGUGAAACAGCUGAAGGUGAGACAGCUGAAGAUGAGGGUGAGACAACUGAAGAUGAAAAAGCUGAUGAAGGUGAACUGAAACAAGAGCAAUCAGUCGAGGAGGAAGACAAGGCUAGAGCAGAGACUGCCGAAGAUGGAGAGACAGCAGAUGAUGAAGAAGCAGAUACUGCUGAUGAUGGUGAGACAGCUGAAGAUGAGGGUGAGACAACUGAAGAUGAAAAAGUUGAGGUUGAAAAGCCAGAAGAUGGAGAAUCUGCAAAGGGUGAAAGUGAUGAAGAUGACAAAGAUGACAAUGAGACAGUUGAAGAUGAAAAAGUGCCUGAAGCUGGUGCAACCGAAGAUGAAGAGGCUGAUGAAGAGGCAGAAGAUGGAGAAAUGUCUAAAGAUGAGGUGGCCAGCGGUGGAGAAACAGCUGAAGAUGAAAAAGCUGAAGGCGAGACAGCUGAUGACGGAGAAACGGCAGAUGAAAAGACACCUGAAGCUGGCACUACUGAAGAUGAAGAAGAAGUUGAGGCAGAGACGACUGAAGAUGAAAAAGUAACUGAAGCUGAGGCGACUGAAGAUAAUCAAGCUGAGCCUGCUGAAUCAGAAGAUGGUAAGACAGCUGACAUGGCUGAAAAGGAAGACUUUCUAAGACUUACUGCAGAAGAGGGUCCAGAUGACCUCAAAUGUUCUCAGGAGGGUGAUGAUGAAGAUGAGGAGGGAUCUGAGAAGAUUGAAGAUGAAGAAAAAGCAAGUGAGACAGUAGAAGAUGGAGAGACAGCUGAAGAUGAGAAAGGUGAUGAUGGAGAAACAGGGAAUGAAACGGCAGAAGAUGGGGAAACAGCUGAAGCAGAAACAACCGAAGACGCAAAAGCUGAAGGUGAAACAACUGAAGAUGGGGAGACUGGAGAUGAGAUAGCUGAAGAAGAAAAAGCUGGAGUUGAGACAGAGAAUGGCGAAAAAGUUGAGGAUGAAAAAGCUGAAGUUGAGUUAGUAGAAGAUGGGAAAGAAGCUGAAGAUGAAAAAGCUGAAGCUGAAGUUGGAGAGACAGCUGAGGGUGACACGGCAAAAAGCGAGAGAGCAAAAGAUGGAGAAACAGCUGACGGUGAAACAACCGAGGGUGAGACGGAUGAGGAUGGAGAAACAGGCGAAGGUGAGACAGCUAGAAGUGAGACUGCUGAUGAUGGAGAAACAGCUGAAGAUGGAGAGACAGGGGCCCAGACAACUGAAGAUGGAGAGACAGGGGCCCAGACAACUGAAGAUGGAGAGACAGGGGCCCAGACAACUGAAGAUGGAGAAACAGGGGCCCAGACAACUGAAGAUGGCGAGACAGCAGGUGAGACAGCCGAGGGCACUGCAGAGGCUGGAACGGCUGAUGAAGCUGAAACAGGAAAUGAAGCUGCACAAGAGGAUGAAAAGUCAGAGACAGGGCAAAACAAUGCAGACGACACAGAAGAAGUACCCGAUGAUGUGUCAGAAAUAAAAGCAGACGGUGAGACCGAAGAUGAAAAGUCCCUGAGGGAGGUUGGAACAAGCACUGACGAAAAAGCCAACGAGGAGAGUGAAAUUCUUGAAAGUGACGACAGAGUUGUCACAAGUGAUCUGGGCUUAUCAGCUGAUGGAGGCGAUGAGGCUGAGGAUGAAACAGAGCCCGAUGUUGACACAGAUGAUGGGGAGCCAGUGCGAACAACUCCCUCAGCAGAGGACAAGACCGAUUAUGACACACAGGAUACGUCAGCAUCUUUUGAAACUGUCGUCCAAACCAAACCAUGCAUCGAGUCGGAGGAUGGAGCCGACGCAGAUGUGGAGGACUCCGAGACGGACUUUACCAGCACCUCGGCGACUGCAAGCUGCGACUCGGAGUGUGCUGACAAACCCGAGGAGGAGCGGUCCAAGGAGCAGGCGACGUCCCUGAGUCAGACCUAA